Messenger RNA from Mugil cephalus (flathead mullet), 2246 nucleotides. RefSeq names its product caveolae associated protein 2b (gene cavin2b). The record is from RefSeq and is a predicted model, not a curated record. Gene Ontology annotation, cellular component: cytoplasm; caveola. The transcript has 6 exons. The coding region runs from base 85 to 1425 and encodes 446 amino acids. Gene Ontology annotation, molecular function: protein kinase C binding. Lineage: Eukaryota; Metazoa; Chordata; Actinopteri; Mugiliformes; Mugilidae.
GAGGCAGAGCUCAGUGGUUUUUCAGGCAGAACGAGAGUUUGAGACUUUUACACUUGGACACUUUUACUUUUUAGGUUCGACAUCAUGGUGACAACAGAGACCCACCAGAGCCAGGACCUGCUGGUACCCACCCAGAGCCAGGACCAGAACCAGGACCUGGACCAGGACCAGCAGGACCUGGGGGAGGACCAGGCCUCGCCCUCUUCCCCUCUGACAGGAUUCGACCUGGAGAAAAUGAGUCAGGGACCCGUCAACGCCAUCACGGUUCUCACUCUGCUGGACAAGCUGGUCCACAUGCUGGACGCCGUCCAGGAGAACCAGCACAAGAUGGAGGGCCACCAGGUGGAGAUGGAGGGCGUGGUCAGGGGGAUCCAGGCUGACAUGACCAAACUGUCCAAGAGUCACAGUCACACGUCCAACACCGUCAGCAAACUACUGGACAAGAGCCGCAAGCUGUCGGUCACCAUGAAGGAGGUCCGGGAUAAGAUGGAGCGUCAGGGCGUCCAGGUGAAGAAGCUGGAGGCGAACCACGCCCACCUGGCCAACAGGAACCACUUCAAGGUCCUCAUCUUCCAGGAGGAAAACGAGAUCCCGUCCAGUGUUUUUGUCAAAGAUCCUCCUCCGUUCCCUCGAGAUGAGAUUUUGGAGGAAGGUGAGGAACCUGUGUCUGGCAACGUGGACGGGAACCUGUCCCUGGAAGGGGGACUCCAAACCAUCGACCUAUCAUCUGAUGAGGAUGUUGGACUGGAGGCGGAGCCAGAUGACGAGGGGGCGUGGUUUCACGACCUGGAGAACAUGGAGAAGUCCAGAGCUGAGAAACUGAAAAGAUCCAGUCUGAAGAAAGUGGACAGUCUGAAGAAGGCGUUCUCCAGACAGAACAUCGAGAAAAAGAUGACAAAGAUCGGAACAAAGAUUGUCUCUGUGGAACAACGAGAGAAGAUCAAACAGAAAACCUCCAGCCUGAAGGUCUCACCUCUGACCUUCAGCAUCCGAAAGCCUCGCAGUAGCUCUGACUCUCAGCCUCCAGAGGCCUCGGCUCAGACCAGGGACUCGCUCGUGGCUGAGGCCGACAUCCAGCUCUCCCCACUGGGCAGCAGCGAGCAGGAGGUCCCCUUCACUGAGGUCCACGCCCAGCUGGCUCCAUCUGAGGAGCUGAAGGUGGAGGAGGAGCUUAAGGUGGAGGAGGAGCUGAAGGUGGAGGAGGAGCUGAAGGAGGAGGGGGAGGUGAAGGGGGAGGAGGAGGAGCUGAAGCAGGAGGGGGAGGUGAAGCAGGAGGAGGCCGCUCUGGUGGAGGCGGAUGUGUCGGUGGUUUCAGAGGGAGUGGGGGAGGACUUUGCUCUGUCUUCCACCCUCCCUCAUGAGGAGAAGGGAGAGGAGAGAGGAGCAGUGGAGGAGAAAGAGGAGGAGAAAGAGGAGGAACCCUAAACGUUUAAUAUUCAGAUGAACAGAGAAUCAACAAGACAAAAGAACAAGAACCUUUAGAACAGACGUUCUAAAGGUUCUUGUUCUGAGGACUGACAUCACGUCUGUACGUUUCAUAUGAGCUAAAGCCUCCAGGUGGUUAGCCUAGCCUAGCAUCCUAGCCUAUCGUAGCUUAGCCUAAACUAGCCCAGUUUAGUUUAUCUUAUUUUAGCUUAAUCUAUCUUUGCUUAUCCUAUCCUAUCCUAGCCUAGCCUAGCCUAGCCUAGCUUAGCCUAGCCAUGAGACCCGUACAGAUGUUCCUCUAGAGUUUGGGGCUCAGCUUUGUUUUGUGGUUCUUGAGUCUCGUUUCUUGUGAACCUUUAAAUGUAAAUGACGUAGGAUUUAAGUUCUACCGAUCUGAAACCUAAGAAUAGAACCAGUAUUCUACAGGAAAAUUAUUCCUGACUGAGGAACCUCCAGGUUCGGUUCCACAAAGGGUCCAAAGAAGGUCUGACAUGUUACACUGCCAUGAGUUCCUCCUCCGUUCUCACAAACAGAACAACUUCUUUCCUAUUUUCACUGUUCUGUUCCUCCAGUGUUCCCACUGAUGAUCAGGUUCCCUCAAGGUUCUUCUUGACUUUUCUCACGGUUCCCUGAGAUAGUUGUCUACCAGGUGUUUAUCCCGAGCUUCAUUGACAUUCCAGUUCUAGUUCUAGUCCCCUUGAGGUUCCCGUCCAGUUUUCUGUGUGUUCCAGUGGCUCAUUAAGCUUUUAUUUCCUUCACCGCUGCCAAAGAACGUUUCCUGCUGAUCAGUUAUCAAUGAAAUAAUAAAACACUCAAUGAAA